This is a messenger RNA of Psylliodes chrysocephalus, 701 nucleotides long. The record is from the annotation of a GenBank genome assembly. Lineage: Eukaryota; Metazoa; Arthropoda; Insecta; Coleoptera; Chrysomelidae.
UGUUUUGUUCUGUUCCUGUGUUCUACAAAGUAAAAAUAAAUUUUAAUUGUAAACGAAAAACAUCAGUAUGUGUAAUGCGAACGAAGAUUUGGAUAAAAUAUGCGAAACGCUAGAUAAACUUACAUUAGAUGCCCUUUACUUAAUGCAGGAAGAAAUUGAUUUGAAAUUAAACAUCGAAAACGCAAUGUCGGGGGGCGAAGCCCAUUUAGCAAAGUCACGAUACAUUCUUGGCCUAACCAAUGUUUCUGCCUUGCAAUUACCGACUGAAAACAGCCCGGAAUUUUCAGCUGGUUUGAAGGUAGAAGUUGAUGAAGCUUUAUUAGGACGAAAUGUUUAUAAUCUUCGAGAAAUUAAGAAAACUGAAGAUGAAAAUGUACAGGAACCACUCAGGUGGUUUGGAAUUCUCGUUCCUCAAAAUCUAAAUUUUGCCCAAAAAAUGUUUAGGCAAGCUUUACAAUGGAGUGUUCAAGCUGUGAAUGUUCAGAAUCAAUUACGAAGUGUUUUACAAAGUAUUUCCAAUUUAAAAGAAGUUAAAACCAAAAAUGCAUCAAGCUAGAUUAUACGUUAUAGAUAUGUAAAUAAUUUAAUAAAUACGAAUAAACCAAUUUAGUUAAUAUAUUUAUUUUUUCAUAUUAGUUUGGUUAAUUAUACAUUAUUUCAGUCAUGUUUACUUUUUAUCUGUAAUGUUAUUAUUUUACUAA